Messenger RNA from Nerophis ophidion (straightnose pipefish), 6293 nucleotides. RefSeq names its product sterol regulatory element binding transcription factor 2 (gene srebf2). The coding region runs from base 228 to 3662 and encodes 1144 amino acids. Gene Ontology annotation, cellular component: nucleus. Gene Ontology annotation, molecular function: DNA-binding transcription factor activity, RNA polymerase II-specific; RNA polymerase II cis-regulatory region sequence-specific DNA binding; protein dimerization activity. The record is from RefSeq and is a predicted model, not a curated record. The transcript has 19 exons. Gene Ontology annotation, biological process: positive regulation of transcription by RNA polymerase II; positive regulation of cholesterol storage. NCBI's taxonomy places the organism in Eukaryota, Metazoa, Chordata, Actinopteri, Syngnathiformes, Syngnathidae.
UCUGUUUGGGCAUGACGUAACUACCGUAAAACAAUAUGGCGUACUCGGAGAAAGAUGAUUGCGGAUGAGUCUAACCGGAUAGACCGCCGCCUCUAGUGAGGCAAACGUUGCUGUUUGACGUAACGUUUUCGGUAAAAUACAUCAAUGUCAAUCAGCGUUGGUGAGCGCGCCUGUUAAUUUUGUGCACGGACUUUCUGUUCAAGUCCAGUUGCUAGUCGGCGCUCAAGAUGGAUGGUGGAGAGUACGUCUCCCCGAUGGAGAACGUGGACCCGACUUUAGCAGAGUUAGUGGGAGAUGAACUCACACUUGGGGACUUCGAUGAGAUGCUCCAGUAUGUCAAGGGCGACUUCCCAGACCUGUUUGAGGAGCCGAUGGCCAUCUCUGGCUCUCUCAGCACCGCUCCUCGACCCGCCAAUCAAAACGCUCAGACUCCCCAAUCAUCAACCCCAGUCGUCCCACAAUUCCCCAACGCUGGCCUCUCUGCCCCCCAGUCGCUGUCACCCAGGUCCGGGUCGCUCCCGCCUUCUCUCUCCCCUACUCAGACCCCUGCCACAGCAUCCACAGGGCAGCAGCAUGUGACCCGCAGCCCCCCACCGCUUCAGCCACGACCCCCAGUGGUCCAACCCAUCCAACCCCAACCGAUGGCUCAGCCUACCAUCCAGGUGCAGACCCACACGAUCCCAAUGCAGACUCAGCGAUUCCCAGUACACACCCUGGUUCCAACAGCGAUCCCGACACAAGCCACCCAAGCUGUGAUGGUUGCCUCCAACAGUGGCCAGUCCCGUUUUAUCCCAAACCCAGUCAUCUGCGCCCAAAGCCCUUCUCCUGGUUUCCCAGUGCUCCAACCACAGCUACCGAGUAUCAUGAGCCCAUUGACGUUUCAGCAUCACCGCCUUCUGACACCCACUGGUCAAACCAUCCAGACUAUAUCCACGGCGCCCACUGCAAUCCAUGCUGUGCAGCAGCCUGUUCUGGUUCCACAGCCUCAAAUUCUAAAUACUGAUUCCCUUGUUUUGACGACACUUAAACCAGAAUGUACUCAGGUACUCACAACCAUGCAACAUCCAGCAGGGAUCACCACUUUUACCACAACCCCCCAGAACACGACACUGCAAGUCCCGUUAUACAGCUAUCAGUACCCUCAAAAGACUGCGAUUCCUUUUAUGGUGGGAGGGGGAGAUAAGCUCACCCUUAAACAGGUACCAUCAGGCUCUGCCCACAACACACAUGUUGCCAACGGAGAGCUGAGCCCAGUGACAGGAAGUCUGAUGUGCCAAGGAGGGGUGGUAAAAGAGGGUGAAAGGAGAACCACCCACAACAUUGUUGAAAAGAGGUACCGCUCGUCCAUCAAUGACAAGAUUGUGGAGCUCAGAAACUUGGUUGUGGGCAAUGAUGUUAAGAUGCAUAAGUCGGGAGUGUUGACCAAAGCUAUUGAUUACAUUAAGUACCUGAAACAGGUCAACCACAGACUCCGUCAGGAGAACCUGACCCUCAGGAUGGCCAACCAGAGGAACAAGCUAGUGACACUGUCCGAGGAUAUGGAGCCGAAAGAGGAAAUUCCGAUAAUGUCACCUCCAGCCUCUGACUCGGGCUCCCCCCUCCAGUACUCGCCAUUCUGUUUGGACUCUGACCCUGGCACCCCAUUACUUGAUGACGAGCUGAUGAAGUGCGAGCCAGACUCUCCUUCCUCAGUUGGCGUGAUGGAUGGUUCUCGCCUGCUUCUCUGUGCCCUGAUCUUCUUUGGUCUGUCUCUGAACCCACUGCCCUCGCUGUUGGGGUCUGACACGUCUUCAAGCCCAAGUCUUUCUGCAGGGCAUGGGCCAUCAAGGACGCUUGUUUGGUUCCCAAGUCCCACACAGGACUUUGCCUCGUGGCUGCGCUGUAUGUUGCCGUGGCUGAUGGUUUGGGUCAUCAGUGGGGUGGGAGCAGUGUGGGGUUGUGUCCGUGUGCUGUACCUUUGGGAACCUGUCACGCCGCUUCACUCCCCGAAGUCGGUGUCCUUCUGGAGGCACCGCAAGCAAGCCGAUGCACACCUCAAGCGCGGGGACUAUGCUGCUGCAUUGCCUCGUUUAGAGACCUGUCUGUCCAUCUUGACCAGAGCUUUGCCCUCCACCAAACUGGAUCUGGUGUGCUCGUUGUCCUGGAACGUGAUUCGCUAUUGUUUGCAUCGCCCAACCCCGGUCGGCUGGCUGGUUCACCAAGUCGGAGGAAAACACGAAGGGGACGAGGCGAGGACGAGUGCAAAGGAUGCAGCACUGGUUUACCAUCGUCUGAGCCAACUGCAACUCACAGGAAAGGUCCCCGAGCGCAGUGCCUUGUGGGCCCUGUCUCUGUCUAUGAGCGCUGUGAACCUCAGCGAGAGCGCCCAAGGGAAGAUGGCUCCAGGCCAGCUCACCGAGAUCUAUGUCACUGCAGCCACAGCCCUGCGUGCUGUACUGGGGCUCCAUUUCUCCUUCCUGCCCGGUUACUUAUUGAGCUGUGCAGAGAGCAUUGCCAGUCCAUCGGAAGCAAAACAGAUCCCCCGCUGCCUGCGCUGGCUAUUCACACCAUUGGGCAGGCAGUUUUUCCUAAACUGCGAUUGGUCGCUGAAUUCCGAGAGCAUCGAUGUGGUGUUUACAUCGCAGAGGGAAGACCAAGCCGACCCAAUGGCGCAGUUGCACCGCUGUUUCUGCAGAAAGCUGCUGGAGAGAGCCGUACACAGCCUCAUCCAGCCGCAGAAGGACUCUGAAGGAGGCGAGCACAGGACAAACUCGGGGGAGUUUUCCAGUGCCCUGGACUUCCUGCAGCAGUUAAGCAACUGUACAGAUGACUCUGCCUCUGCUCUUCCUCCCUUCUCAACUCCUCCCAGUCACACCAUCACGCCAGUGAGAGAUCCGGUGAGUCGUUGGUGGGCUUUAGUACUGAAGGCCGCUGUCUAUUGGCUUCAGGGUGAGGAUGCCACUGUGAGGUCACUGCUGGCAGAUACCGAGAGAAUGCCGGGGGCUCUGCAGACUGGAAAACACCCACUGCCCAGAGCUGUGCUGUUACUAUGCAAGUCAGUUCAGAAGAGUCUGUUGCCUCUGAAGGGAGACGGGACACAAGCCUGCCUGUCCAGUUGUCACCAAGCCAGCAAUUACCUACGCUCCAGCAUCUCUUUGCACCUCGGCCAGCCGGAGAGUUGUCUAGACCAGGCGAUGGAGCUCCUGGUGUGUGAUCUUUUGCUUACCUUGAGGACAAGUUUAUGGCAGCGAGGCAGCAGCACUCAUGGAGACCGUGGCCCAGCACCUGCAUCCCAGCUGGCAGGUUUUCAGAAUGACCUGAGUGCACUGAGAAAGCUCACACAGUCGUCCAGACAGGCGCAACAUAAGGUGUUCCUCCAUGAGACCACAGUGAGGCUGAUGGCCGGAGCCUGUCCCACAAGGACACACCAGCUGCUGGAUCACAACCUGCGACGUAGAACACAGGGCUCCUGCGCUGCAGAGGGCGAGAGGGAGCGCGCUCAUGCCAUCUUGCUGGCCUGCCGCCACCUGCCCAUACCCCUGUUGGCCCCGCCAGGGCACCGCGCCCACCUGCUGAACGAGGCCAAGCGCACCCUGGAGCGGGUGGGAGAUCGCCGAUCCCUACAGGAUUGUCAGCAGAUCCUGUUGCGCCUGAGCGGCGGCACGAGCAUCGCUGCAUCCUAAACACACACGCACACACACACAGUUGAACUCCUUCAUUUACAGCAUGUAAAUAAUAGAAAUCAAAUCAUGUGCAGCUGCUUGAAUUGCUCUGCUCUAGCACAGUGGCGCCACCGUUUGGUCAUUGGUGGUACAACACUAGCUGCUUUUUAAAAUAACAAGGGAAUAUCAGGUGAAGUGAUCUCGGAGUUAAAAAAGGGAGUGGUGUGAUAAAAAAAAAUUUUGAAAUUAAUAAAUAGCUGUUGAUACCAAGCUGCAGGAUAAUCAGCUUGACUUUAUAAAGUCAAAGUUUGCAGGCUUUUGUUUUGAAGGGCUGUACACGGCGUAAACAGAGAGGCUCAGCGCAAAGUAGUGUCAUGUCUACCUCACACACAGUACAAUAUACUGUGGGGAAAAAUAACUUUAACUUGGAGGAUGUUAAAGGUGCAAUGUUCUAUUAAUCUCUCUGAGGGACUUUUUUUUUCUUCAUAAAGAGUGAAUGAUGGGCCCCAUUGUAAUUGUUGUUUUUUCCUCUAAACGUUUGAACACCUUUUUGAGGCUCUUAACCAUCCCAGCAAGUCCCCGCAUUUCGCAGGCGCGUCAGGUACGGUGAAAAGUGAAAAUACAAUUUCGAAAUUGGCUCUCUAGCACCACCCACCAGUUUUGCAUGUUGGCACCAAAAUCGUACGUAAAAGUCUCAAAAACCCGUACUUGAAAAUGAACAGGAAGUCGGCCAUCUUGGUUUUUGAUCUGCCGUUUUUCAACAAAAAACAAGGGUCGUGCUUUAACUAAUUCCUCCUUGAGACUUUGACGAAAUGAGUUGCGGUAAAAAUGACUACACACAUAGGUGAUGAUGAAUUGCAAACAAAUUUUGCCUACGCCAUAGGAUGUGGGCAUGACACGGCGCCAAACAUUGCUCCGAUAAUUCGCCACAAAACACGAAACGUUAAUAACUCGGCUCCACAUAUUUAAAUCUUGAUCUUAUUUGGUAGACGUGAUGAUGACACCCUGAAGUGCCCAAUGUUCCUACUGGCUUGUAGUGCACUUGAGCUGAUCAGAGACAGAUACUAAACUGAUGGGUGAAGAUAAAUUGUAAAAAAUAUUUUGCAAAUGCACGAAAAGUCCCCACAUUUUGCAGGCGCGUCAGGUACGGCGAAAAUGUAUAUGUUUUUGGGGUUCCUAAAUUGAAAUUUAAAAAUCCGCUCUCCUUCGCCAUGUUUUUAUGAUUAGAAAAAGAAAAAAAAAGCCACUCCUACGAGUUUCACGUAUUGACACGAAAAUUGUAACAAACGUCCAUCAGGAUGGGACGCACAAAAAAGUCUCUGAAUCCCAUACCUGAAAACGAACAGGAAGUCGGCCAUCUUGGUUUUCGUUUGCCAUCAUUCGUCGAAAAAAGGGGUCACACUUUAAUGAACUUUUCCUCGGAACUUUGGCGUAAUGAGUCGGGGUUACAAUUACAGACACUACACAUAGAGGUGAUGAUAAAUUGAAAACUAUUUUUUCCUACGCCAUAUGUGGGCGUGGCAUGGCGCCAAACUUUGAUCUAAUAGUUCGCCACGAAACGUUUACUCGGUUUCACAAGUUCAAAUCUUGAUCCUUAUUGCUAAAGAGGAUAAUUUUGGUGGUGGGUCAGGGCAUCGGAAAGGACGUGACCACAAGUGUCACAUGUGCCGACCGACUCGCGUGAACCCCCGCGGUGCAACGGGGCGAUGGCCCGUUCAACGCUGCCCGCAGCUUUAAAAAUGUUAGGAGUGUUACUAAUGCCUACUUACUCACACAUACAGGACAUGUACAAUUUUCUGAAUAUUAAUAGUCAGACUGUACAUAGGUAGAAAAUGCAGCUAAGCUAUAUUUUAAAGUAGAUUAACCCCUUUCAGAAAAUGCAACUAUGCUAUAUUUUAAAGUAGAUUGACUCCUUUAAGGGAGACCCUUAUUGAGUGUGGUGGCUGGACAAGCAGAGCAGUUUUAUACAUUUUACAUUUAAGCCCCUAAGCAAAGUGGAAACAUUUGUUUUUCAUUUAUUACCAUUCAAAUCAAUUUCUUACCACCAUUUAAAGUUGAUAUUAAAAAUAUUUCCAAUGUGGGAAUCCUCUUUUUUCUAUUGUAAAAUACGUUUUAACUUUGUGGCCUAAAUGAGGAAUAAGUGUCACAUUCAAUGUAAAUCCUUCAAGCCUCUUAAUUGUAAACAAAAGGGGCUUUUAUCAUAUUUUUAUUGGUAGUUUUUGUUUUGCCUCCCAACACAAGGCACUUCUGUCAUUCCUGUCUGAUUUUUCUUUGUCUUGUACGUUAAAGGCUCCAGAAAGAUGUUCAAUAGUAGAGAACAUAGACAAGCAGUAGUUUGGGGUUGCCCUUUUAUGAGUCCACUACAAGUUAUUCCAUCUCUUGUUAGCAAACACAAGUAUGUGCUUGGAGAAACUUCCAGAAGAUUGUCCCACAGGUCAAAGCAAGCAGAUCGUUCUAUUCCUUGACGGUGCACAAAGGAAGGGAGCAAAGCUGGAUUAGUCAUAGUUAAUUAGCGGGGGUAUCAUUCUUCUGUCGUGAUUAUGUUACAACUUUUGAUGUGAACGUCCUCUCCACUUUGAGUAGUUUAUUUUUCCAAUUGUAUGUUUAUUUUAAUGUUGGUGCUUUUAUAUAAUAAAACAACACGUGAUGGUG